CGUAUAGACAGAGAGAUAAUAUGUCUCCGGGCUUUGAAGAAAAUCCGAGAUCCUCUCAUGUUGCCUGGGUGUUGGAUUCAUAAAACAAAAUUAUUGGGGUCCACCCCCGCUGCCGCCGCCACAAUAUUAUCCAGUGUGGACGCAGUAUUAAAUGUACGAGGGUUGUUCAAGUCAAACCAGGACUUUCUGUCUCCUGAGCGUACAAAUGGCUGAGUGUACAAAUUUUCACACGCGACAGGCCUCCGCGUUCAUCACGUGGUGGCCCAAAGUUUGUGCAAAACAGAAGACACGUGCUGGACAAGAUGGCCGACAACGAGGUGAGCGCGCACAUCGAACAGCAAAUUGUCAUGAAGUUUCUCGUGAAUGAAGGCGUAAAGUCAUUUGAAAUUCACAGGAGACUUCAGACUCAGUAUGGCCAUGAUACACUUAGCCGCAGCAAAGCGUUUGAGUGGUGCAAACGGUUCCGAGACGGCCGUACAUCAGUGCAGGACGAUCCCGCCCGCGGCGGUUCAGAGCCCAGUGUCAGAGUUCCUGAGAACAUCCAACUUGUGAAGCGCCUGAUCCUCAAGGACCGACGGAUAACAUGUACGGAACUGGCUCGAAAGACGUACCUUUCUGUGGGAACGUUGAACACUAUCAUUCAUGAACACCUCCAGUUUCGGAAAGUUAGUGCCCGUUGGGUCCCGAGGCAGCUCUCGGUGUUUGACCGGCAGAGAAAACUGCAAAUCUCUCGAGAGCUAAGGUACUGUUUCGACACUGAAGGACAGCCGUUCCUUGAUCGGAUCAUCACGUGCGAUGAAACGUGGGUGCACCAUUUCACUCCUGAGUCUAAACGCGCAUCAAAACAGUGGAAGCAUCCGGGCUUGCCUGCUCCCAAGAAGUGCCAAAGCACCCUGUCUGCGGGUAAGGUCAUGGCCACGGUUUUCUGGGACAAGGCUGACGUUGUUCAUGUUGAUUUUCGGCCCAGUGGUACCACCAUCAAUAGUGCAUAUUACUGCAAGGUUCUCAGGGAUGUGCAUAAGGCGCUGAAGCAAAAGCGGCCGGGCUUCAUCACCAAAGGAGUCCUCCUCCUACAGGACAAUGCACGCCCGCAUACCGCGCACCUCACGUCCAGACUUCGCCCCCAGCGAUUUCCAUCUCUUCGUGGCACUGAAGGCGUUCCUCGGGGCCGCCACUUGAGCUGCGACGAUGAGGUCAAGAAUGCGGUCCGAUUAUGGCUGCUAUGCGCCGGUAAGGAUUUUUAUGCUGCUGGCAUACAAGCCCUCGUGAAACGCUGGGACAAGUGCAUUAGUGCAGCUGGAGAUUACGUUGAAAAAUAAAACUAAUUUCUCGCCUUUAAGUUCUUUUUACUUUUGCGAAAAACGAAAAGUCCCGGUUUGACUUGAACACCCCUCAUAUUAUUGAAUGCGAAUGUAGUAAUAAUAAUAAGUCAUCUUUCAGUCGUUGGUGCGGGGCUCCGUAAUUGAACAAUUGGUAAGCAAUGUGAUCAAUGUUGAUAUGAUCUUUUCUUUAAGGACUGGAUGUAGCGAAUAAUUUAUGUAUAUUCUUUACACGUACUGUCCUGUGUUUUGUUUCAUCUGUUUCAGGUCGUGAAGGUUUUUGACUGGGUUUUUCUCCUUCACCUGAUUAGCAUCAUAAUUGGCAGCACUAUUGGCUUUACAAUUCCCAGUACUAUUGGCAAUAUAAUUGGCUUUAAUAAAUAUAUUUCAACUUGUA
Messenger RNA from Ornithodoros turicata, 1716 nucleotides. Its product is annotated as histone-lysine N-methyltransferase SETMAR-like. Lineage: Eukaryota; Metazoa; Arthropoda; Arachnida; Ixodida; Argasidae. The record is from RefSeq and is a predicted model, not a curated record. Gene Ontology annotation, molecular function: nucleic acid binding. The transcript is spliced from 4 exons. Bases 303 to 1319 code for a protein of 338 amino acids.